GAAUAACUUCAUAUUCAUAUUUUUUAAGGAAGAAACGUCUUAAGCUUAUAUAAAUCUCAAUAAAUUUUGACAGUUGCUUAUCUUCUUUGCAACUAAUGACAUUAUUUCUUAAUUUUUAAUUAUGUGGGUAGAUAAUUCAUAUAACAUAAUUAAUUAUAUCAUAUAAAUAUAUAUUUAAUUAAGUAAAAAACUAUUAUAAAAUGUAAUUAAUUCUUUUAAAUAAAAAAUAUGACAACGUAAUAAUAAAAAACUGAUAUUAUUCAUUAUGGAUGAUAAUUUAUUUACAUAUUCAUGUUUUUGAAAUAUUUUAAAUCUUUUGAAUUGUUGAGAUUAGCAACUUUAUAAUAACUACAUAAUGGCCUCUGCUAUGGAACAGCAACAACAACAACAAACUACUUUAGAAUUUUAUCAGGCAAUGGCUGAUUUUAAAAACAUGUUUCCACAAAUGGAUGAUGAUGUGAUUGAGGCUGUAUUAAGAUCUAAUCAAGGAGCUGUAGAUACAACAAUUGAUCAGUUACUUACUAUGAGUACAGAUAAUGAAAAUGAAAAAAUUAGAAGUGAAUUAGAGCAAAAUGAAAAAUCACCAAGUACUUCUAAAUCACAUAAAAUAGAUUCAACAAUAUCUUCAAAAAGUAUACGUAAGUGGCAACCUGCUUUAUUAGGACCAUUGCCAGAUACAUUUCUUCGACUUCCUCAAGUUUCUGAAGAUAGUUUAGAUUCCUCAUAUUUACAAGAAAAUUCAAUGAUAGAAGAUGAAAGAAUUGCUAUUCUUCAAAAUGAAGAAUUUAUGGCUGAAUUACGUUGGAAUGAAGACUUUCUGUCAACUUUAGAAAAUGAUACAAAAAUUCAAGGAACAACUCUUGAAAAAUGUGAUAAUCAAAUUGGCCAUGAUGAUGAAGAUCUUUUUAAAGAAAGACUAAAAAAUAUGGGCAAAAUGUCUCGACGUAAGUUUGCACAACUUACUAAGGUAUUUACACGCAGUAAAAAACGAGGAGGUAGACAGUUAUUGCCUCCAACAGCUUCCUGUGACGAUUUAUUAGAUUCAGAAGAAUCAUCUAGAUUUCAAUCUUAGAAAUUAGAAUACUUUUCUUAAUUUGUCAGGAAAAACAAUUACAAACAAUUUCAAUUGAUACUUACAGCAAUUUAUCCAGUUCAGAAGCAAAAAAAAAAAGCAUAUC
Apis florea (little honeybee) is the source of this 1178-nucleotide messenger RNA. RefSeq names its product CUE domain-containing protein 1. NCBI's taxonomy places the organism in Eukaryota, Metazoa, Arthropoda, Insecta, Hymenoptera, Apidae. The record is from RefSeq and is a predicted model, not a curated record. Gene Ontology annotation, molecular function: ubiquitin binding.